AUGUUCAUGUCUUGUACUGUAGCAUCAAAACCUGCAGAACUUGCUGCCCGGGCAAGCAGGAUUCCACCAACCCCUGGUUUAGUUCUGGCAACAACUUCACAUGGCCAAUCCACUCAACAACAACCACAGCCUUCUUGCAUCCAAUCUCCCUUGUGCUCCCAGACACCCUCAUGCUCCCAGUCACGCUCACGCUCGGGUUCCCCCUCACACUCAUGCUUGGGUUCCCCCUCACGCUCUCACUCCCACUCUGUCCCACGCACCAAUACAGCCAUACCUGGACUGCGCUCAGGUUCCCCGCAGUCUGGCGAAAAGUGUACUUGCUUGCUUGAUGAUGAUAGUGAUGAAGAUGGUAAGGACGAGGAAGCUGAUCAUCACCAUGAUCACACUCCUGCAGCUGUCCAUGUACUCAAACUCAAUAACGACAAUUCACGACCCAAAGCUGGUGACUAUGACAGCUCCACCCAGGACACUAUCCUCGGUGCACCCUUGGUUCUCGAUGCGGACAUUGCAAAAAUUAUCAAGGCUUGUGGGUCUCAAGCCUACGGCGAGGCCAAGGCUAAGACCCAGACCUUGGUGGAUGUUCUUUAUGGGUUCAACUCAGGUUGUGGCAGAUCAGUGAUAAAAAAAAACCAUGAUAAGGCUGAACGCCUCAAACAUGAAAAGGGCUUUAUUUACAAGUCAUCACAAGGGGAUGUACCAGCACCCGAUCAUUCAAAAAGCUGUCAAUGGCAUGUGGUUCAAGUAGUGUUUGCAAGUUCAGUUCAGUCUGGUUUUUUGCCCCCAAAAUGCGCAACUGUGGACCGCAACCGGUCUAGGACCAACCCAGAUACUGAUGGAACCGAAUCGAACCACCUAGGACCAGUCUUUUGCAGUCUAUGGAGCCGGUUCAGACCGAUCCAGACCGGUUUUUUGCGUAUAAUUUAUUAUACCAAUAUAAACCAUUUGUAUCUUGACUAUUAUUACUCUGAAAAAUAAACGGGUUAUAUAAAAUAGUAAAGCAUGUAAAUACCUGUCAUUCCACCAAUUUAUAAGAGAUUUAAUGAAGAUUUGACAUA
Laccaria bicolor S238N-H82 is the source of this 1055-nucleotide messenger RNA. RefSeq lists its product as uncharacterized. Lineage: Eukaryota; Fungi; Basidiomycota; Agaricomycetes; Agaricales; Hydnangiaceae. The record is from RefSeq and is a predicted model, not a curated record. The transcript has 5 exons. Bases 1 to 975 code for a protein of 324 amino acids.